AUGCAUCUCGCGCUUCCUACGAGGAAGUCGUCCAAUCCUGCGCCAUUUACACCCAGGUCGUCAAGAUUCCCAUCUUUCAGGAGAAGUCGAGUGCAGACCGUUGCCGUGUGCGCGUGUUUGGUUACUGCGGUGGUCUUCAUAUUCUCACAAAUAUUCGGUGGAGGCUCCGAAAGGAUCCCAGCAGGGACACCGCCGGUGGUGAUUGUGACGGUGCUGGAUCCAGACAAUUACAGCACAGACUACAUAAACAACAUCAAGGAAAACCGGAUGGAGUACGCGAAGAAGCAUGGCUACACUACUUUCUUCACGACUGCGAAGGAGUACGAUCUAGGUACAUCUCCGAAAUCCUGGGCUCGAGUUCCAGCGACUCGACACGCCUUGACAAACUUCCCCCACAGCACUUACAUCUGGUACCUGGACCAAGAUGCCCUCAUCAUGAACCCCGACAUGACCAUUGAAGAAGAGAUCAUGAACCCGAAAAAGUUGGAAAGCAUAAUGGUCAAAAAUCAACCAAUCGUUCUACCAGAGAGCGUUAUCAAAACCUACCCAAACUUGAAAGGUGGCAAUAUAGACUUUGUUCUUACUCAAGAUAAGGUCGGUUUGUCGCCGAGUAGCUUCAUCAUUCGGAAGGGGGCCUGGGCCAGAUUCUUUUUGGAUACUUGGUUUGAUCCUUUGUACCGGUCUUACAACUUCCAGAAGGCAGAUACCCAUGCUUUGGAACACAUUGUGCAAUGGCAUCCAACGAUCCUCUCGAAGCUGGCGCUUGUACCACAAAGGACCUUCAAUGGGUAUAGCAAGAUGGAGCUUGCAUCAGAGCAGGGCGCAUACCAAGAUGGAGACUUCGUCAUCCGAUUUUUUGGAUGUGAUCAGGCUGGGCGAAGCUGUCAAAAGGAGUCAGAGACUUUCUCGAAACAAUGGAAGAUCGCAUUUCGAUAA
Messenger RNA from Drepanopeziza brunnea f. sp. 'multigermtubi' MB_m1, 936 nucleotides. RefSeq lists its product as uncharacterized. Gene Ontology annotation, molecular function: alpha-1,6-mannosyltransferase activity. Lineage: Eukaryota; Fungi; Ascomycota; Leotiomycetes; Helotiales; Drepanopezizaceae. Gene Ontology annotation, biological process: protein N-linked glycosylation. Gene Ontology annotation, cellular component: mannan polymerase complex; Golgi membrane. The record is from RefSeq and is a predicted model, not a curated record.